Molecule: messenger RNA, 3534 nt
Organism: Lachancea thermotolerans CBS 6340
Lineage: Eukaryota; Fungi; Ascomycota; Saccharomycetes; Saccharomycetales; Saccharomycetaceae
Gene: SLN1
Product: histidine kinase
Exons: 1
Coding region: 1-3534 (1177 amino acids)
Biological process (GO): phosphorelay signal transduction system; protein autophosphorylation
Cellular component (GO): membrane
Molecular function (GO): phosphorelay sensor kinase activity; histidine phosphotransfer kinase activity
Source: RefSeq, a predicted model, not a curated record
AUGGCUCGGCUCAAGAAGUUUGAUCUAGGCGCAUAUGCGAAGAGAAAGCUGAAACCGCCGUUUCUUAUCAGCAUACGAACGCAGCUGACCGCUUUGGUUUGCCUUGUCGCGCUGCUGUCACUGAUCAUCUUAGCGGUGAUAACAGGCGUGUACUUCACCUCAAGCUUCAAGUCAAUGAGAGCAGAAAGACUUUAUGUAGCCUCACAGCUCAAGGCUUCGCAAAUUGACCAGAACCUGUAUUAUCUUUACUACCAAUGCUAUUAUCUGUCUACAAGAGACGUCCUCCAAAAUGCCUUAACGCAAUAUUUGGCAGGAAAUACGACCACCGAAAACUGGGCGGAUGCCGUUACGACGCUGGAUAAGUUUUUGGGGUCUUCAAAUCUUUUCAGUCUCGCGCGAGUAUACGACUCGAGCUUUCAAGAUGUUCUCAACGCAUCCAACAAUGCGUCCGGAAAUUUGGUUCCAGAAAGUGUGCUUACCCAGCUGUUUCCUUUAUCCACAAAUGUGUCUCUGCCGUCUUCGUUAGAGGUGAAAGGUAUGCUGACAGACCCAGUUUUGAAUGACACGGGAUACUUAAUGUCGAUGUCUCUUCCUAUCUUCGCCAAUCCUUCCAUUAUCCUCUCGACGUCAAAAGUUUACGGCUAUAUCACGGUAGUCAUUUCUGCAGAAGGGCUUAAGACGGUUUUCAAUGACACAACAGCAUUAGAAGAUUCAUCGGUAAUCCUAGUGUCAACUGUGUAUGAUAACCGCGAGCUUGCUGGAUACCACCUCGUUUUUCCCCCUUACGGGAUGCCCUCUGAUAUCAUUGACAAACGCUAUACCAUUGGCAAUGAUUCUUUUCUCAUGGACGCUUUCAAGCAAAGCAAGGGCGGAUCCAUCAAAAGCACACAUUUUUUGUACAGCAAGGCAGUAGCUAUCGGCUACUCACCCUGCUCGAGUGACCUUGUUCAGUGGGUUGCUAUCAUUACACAGCCAGAAAGUAAAUUUCUUUAUCCGUCAACCCGGCUGGCAAGGAUUAUCGUGGGUACAUGCGUCGCUAUCGCCGUUGUAACAUGCGCUGUAACAUUCCCGCUUUCUCACUGGGCUGUACAGCCUAUCGUACGCCUGCAAAAGGCUACUGAAAUUAUAACCGCCGGUCGAGGUUUAAGAUCAGAUAACGGCAGUACUCUCUACAGCCACAAACGAAGUAGUACAGCCGAGUCCUUUAGUUCAGCUCUCCAUCCCGCUUCUAUAAGGCGUUCUGGGUCUGUUGCAAGGUCGUCCAAACACAAGUAUAUACCCGAGAGCGCAAAGGGAACGUUGAACAAAAAUGAUUUUGAGGAGAUACAGCCAGAUGGUAUCGAGAAUAACGAGGAUGCUGCGCUGCAAAAGGUUCACUCUCCAACGCCAGGGUCCUUGUUUAGUGAACAAAGGUCAGCGAGGUCCGAACGUUACAUUACCUCAACAAAUCUGAUAGAAGCUAGAGUUCCAACUUACAACCGACUUUUUUCUGACGAAUUAUCUGAGUUGACUGAAACGUUUAACACAAUGACUGACGAGCUCGACAGGCAUUAUGCACUUCUCGAAGAUAGAGUGCGGGCUCGAACAAGGCAGCUUGAGGCUGCGAAGAUAGAAGCGGAAGGUGCUAAUGAAGCAAAAACGGUCUUCAUAGCAAAUAUAUCUCAUGAGCUGAGAACUCCACUGAAUGGUAUCUUGGGCAUGACAGCUAUUGCAAUGGCGGAAAAUGAUAUGCAAAAGGUAAAGAGCAGCCUAAAAUUGAUUUUCCGCUCAGGGGAACUGUUACUUCAUAUCAUGACUGAGCUGCUGACUUUUUCGAAGAAUGUUUUGAAGCGCACCAAACUAGAAGAGAGAGAUUUUACUGUCCAUGAAAUCGCACUUCAAGUUGAAUCUAUUUUUGGGAAACUAGCGAAGGACCAGCAUGUUAACUUGACCAUAUCAAUUAUUCCCAACGUUCUGAGAACGAUGGUGCUAUGGGGAGAUUCUAAUAGAAUCGUACAGAUUGUGAUGAACUUGGUAUCCAACGCACUCAAAUUUACUCCAGUCGAUGGAAGAGUAAAUGUCAAGUUUACGCUUCUUGGGGAAUAUGAUGAGUCCAAGGCCUCCAAUGGAUGCUUUGAUAGAGCGGCUGUUGUGCCCAUACAAGAGUCCGAGAAGGAAAGCUCAACUUUGGGACCUACUGAGAAAGGGGGAAUCAAAGACGUAACUGAAUCCGCGUCCAGCUCGAACGCAACUUGGCCUCCAUCACCCUCAACUUCAGAGACUUCAAACGGAUCAAAAGCUGAAACAACAUCAGGUAAAUUGACCGAAAGCUCUGAGGAAGACGAAAAAGAGGAGAAGCUGGACCAUGAUGAUAAAGACGAAGGCGAUGAAGAAAGUGAAGAGGAAGAAUACAGGGGCGAAGCAGAGGUGAGUGGAAAAGAUGACACAAACAACGAAACGCAACGAGAAGACAGUAAUGAAAACCAAAACGAAGACGCGAGGUCUAUAGAGUCAGAAAAUGCUAGCUCGUACGACGACGCUAUAUUCCAUUCAAGACUUCGCAAAGGCAACAGUGGAGAAAACGAAGACGGUCGUCCUCUUGAACACCCCAGGAGAUUGGCGAUAGCUAUGGAAGUGCAAGAUACUGGUCCUGGUAUCGAACCUGCUUUACAAGAAAGUGUUUUUGAGCCAUUUGUUCAGGGCGACCAAACGCUGUCUCGCCAAUACGGAGGUACUGGGUUGGGAUUGUCGAUCUGCAGACAGCUGGCAGCGAUGAUGAAUGGAAGCAUGUCACUUGAUUCUAAAGUUGGAGUUGGGAGCAAGUUUACGUUUACGGUUCCGUUGACGCAGACGAAAGAACUAUGUUUCGAAGAAGACGAAAACCCAUUUGAAGAUGAAUUCAACCCCGACAGCAAGAAGAACAGGAAAGUCAAAUUUAAGGUGAGCAAAAACAAUAAACGCAAAAAAUCGCAUUCAUCCUCCUCGGGACAAAACAGCAGCGUCGGGACCCCAACCGUAUCAGAAAGUGAGGUGAGCGUUGGAAGUGUACGUGUCGAUAGGCCGUUCUUACAGAGUACCGGGACAGCCCUAUCUACUAGAAGCGUCACUACCACAUCUGUAGCUAACAAGUGCAAAGUGCUUGUUGCUGAGGAUAACAAUGUCAAUCAAGAAGUGAUAAAGCGCAUGCUAAACCUGGAAGGGCUGGAUGACGUGGAUUUGGCAUGCGAUGGCCAGGAUGCGUUUGACAAGGUUAAAGCCAGAAAUGAAGCAGGCAAGUUUUACGAUCUCAUUUUCAUGGACGUGCAGAUGCCCCGGGUGGAUGGCUUGUCGGCUACACGCAUGAUCCGUAAUGAAUUAAGCUACACGCACCCCAUAGUGGCACUAACGGCGUACGCCGAUGACAGAAACAUUAAAGAAUGCAUAGACGCUGGCAUGAACGGUUUCCUCGCAAAACCUAUCAGAAGACCCAAGAUCAAGGAGAUUUUGAGUGAGUACUGUCCGACUUACUUCAAGGCGGACGGCGAGAAGAAAGGCAAAACGGAAGGCCAGGCUUGA